Molecule: messenger RNA, 1985 nt
Organism: Medicago truncatula (barrel medic)
Lineage: Eukaryota; Viridiplantae; Streptophyta; Magnoliopsida; Fabales; Fabaceae
Product: pentatricopeptide repeat-containing protein At1g08070, chloroplastic
Exons: 1
Coding region: 110-1657 (515 amino acids)
Biological process (GO): RNA modification
Cellular component (GO): intracellular membrane-bounded organelle
Molecular function (GO): protein binding; RNA binding
Source: RefSeq, a predicted model, not a curated record
CAACUUCUUCUAACUCAAGCAUGACUGUUACUAGUUACUACUACUCUCGAGACCACCCGACUCAUCUAAACUAAAUACUAAAUGGAGCUUCAGAUUAACAAGAAUACAAAUGAAGCCUCAGAAUCUGAAUCAAAUAGCGAAGCUCUCUCAAUUUCAAAUCAUAAACCCUAAUCCCCAAUUGUUAAAUCAAAACCUUAAACUUCUUUCAAAAUCACACGAUAAUGUCAAAGCUUUCUUCAACCUCUGCAAUCAAAUGCUCUCUUGUUCUUCUUCCCACAAUCACUACACCUUCACCCACGCGCUCAAAGCAUGUUGUUCCUAUCAUGCGCACGCCAAAGGUCUUGAAAUCCACGCGCGUCUCAUCAAAUCCGGUCACAUCUUCGAUGGCUUCAUCAAAAACACUUUACUCUAUUUUUACCUCUCCUCAAACGACGUCGUUUCAGCAACGCGCGUUUUCAAAUCAAUUCCUUCACCCGACGUAGUUUCAUGGACUUCACUAAUCUCAGGUCUCUCAAAAUGUGGUUUUGAAACUGAAGCUAUUGAAGCUUUCUCCUCAAUAAAUGUGAAGCCUAAUGCAUUAACUCUCGUAAGUGCGAUUUCAGCUUGUUCGAGCAUUGGAGCGAUUAAAUUUGGUAAAGCGAUUCAUGCUUACGGGUUGAAAUCGUUGAUGAUUGAUGGGAAUAUUGUUUUUUAUAAUGCUGCAUUGGAUUUGUAUGCAAAAUGUGGGUUUUUUAGUAAUGCACGGAAUGUGUUUGUGAAAAUGUCUAAAAGGGAUGUUAUUUCUUGGACUACAUUGUUAAUGGCUUAUGCACGUGGAGGACAAUGUGGUGAGGCUGUUGAGGUUUUUAAACAAAUGAUUGUAAGUGGAGAAGCUGAGCCAAAUGAGUCGACGGUUGUUACCGUGUUAUCGGCUUGUGCUUCUAUCGGGUCUUUGAGUUUGGGGUGUUGGGUGCAUGAUUAUAUUGAGAAAAGGAUUGAUCUUGAUGUUGAUGGUAAUAUUGGAAAUGCAUUGGUUAACAUGUAUGUUAAGUGUGGUGAUAUGAAAAUGGGGUUGAAGGUUUUUAACAUGGUUGUUCAUAAAGAUGUUAUUUCUUGGGGUACUGUUAUUUGUGGAUUGGCUAUGAAUGGGUAUGGUAAACAAGUUGUGCAGAUGUUUUCACAUAUGCUGGUUCAUGGGGUUUUACCUGAUGAUGUAACGUUUAUUGGUUUGUUGUCUGCGUGUAGCCACGUUGGUUUGGUUAGUGAGGGAAUGAUGUUCUUUAAAGCUAUGAGAGAUAGUUAUGGCAUUGUGCCACAAAUGAGUCAUUAUGGUUGCAUGGUUGAUAUGUAUGGACGUGCUAGUUUGUUUGAGGAAGCUGUGGCUUUCCUUAAAGGUAUGCCUGUUGAAGCGGAGGGACCUAUUUGGAGUGCUCUUCUUCAGGCUUGUAAAACUCAUGGUAAUGAAGAGAUGUCUGAAUGGAUUAGGGGACAAAUCCAUGAUAAAAAUGUUGGCGUUGGUACUCUUGCUUUGUUAUCCAAUAUUUAUGCUAGUUCUGAAAGGUGGGAUGAUGCUAAUAAUGUUCGGAAAAUAAUGAGAGGCACUGGGUUGAAGAAGGUGGCUGGAUUGAGCUGGGUUGAGCCUGAGGUUAGAUUGGAUUCAAGUUUAUGUGCGGCUUAGAGGAGAUUGAUGAAGUUGUGUAACUCUACAGUGGUACCAAUCUACAAUGGAACUCUGAAGGUUGAAAGUUACAUGUAUCAAUAUAUUUCUGUAGUCAGCUUAUGGUAGACUUAAAAUGUAAAUUACUUCAUUCUUGUACAAACCAAUAAAAUGCUUCGGUUGGCAGCAAGCAGUGCAAUUUGAUGACAAAAGCAUAAUGCAUAAUUGUAUAUUCAACAUAUAGAACUAGACUUGAUGGCAAUGAUAUUCAAGAAAUUAUCUUUUUUGUUCUGGAUUUAUUGUUAAAUCAUGACAGAAUGUCACAAAUUGACCAUUCUAUUGCUACAAA